Messenger RNA from Microbotryum saponariae, 2294 nucleotides. The record is from the annotation of a GenBank genome assembly. Lineage: Eukaryota; Fungi; Basidiomycota; Microbotryomycetes; Microbotryales; Microbotryaceae.
AUGGGAUCGCCGACGGUGACCUCCGCGACAGGGGGAGGACCAUCUCGCCCCGCAGCAACGGAGUCAACAGCAACAUCCGCGAGCUCACUAGAUCCUGCGAGUGCCGGAGACGGUGGUGAUGCCGAUGAUGACGAUGAAUCGGACUGGGAGGCAAGGGAGGAGGAUCGCGCGGUCGAGGAGGAAGUCACCGUCACACCGGCCUUGAUUCGACUGUCGGUCGUGGCGGGAUUGGGAGGUGAGCCAACAAAUGGGUGCAUACCACUCUAGUCAACUGAGCUAACGUCAGUAACCUCGGGACUGGCAGGGCUUCUCUUGUUCGUAUUCUCGCCGCUCAGGGUGGUCGCUCGGGCUAUCGAUGGCCGAACUCUACCGCAACGGUCUCUGAAGAAGCUGGAUGCUGACGGUGUUCGUGUUACGCUCUCUUCGUUCAGUGGCUUUGAUACUGGGGUAGUUUCGGGCGCCCUGCUCGUGCUCGGCACCUCGCUCGGUGGGGUUGCUCUGACGACCUUCCAGCAGGAAUGGCUCGUCUCCUCAGCGCUGCUCGGUGCACUUGUCGGUUCCAUCGCAGCGGGCCAAUCCGUCGAUCGAUUCGGUCGAAAACCUUUGUUGGUCUUCUCGUCGAUCCUCUUCGUUCUAGGCGCAUUCGAACAAGCUGCGGCCCAGGUCUACAAGGAGGUCAUUCUCGGCAGGAUCAUCGUCGGUAUCGCCGUCGGCAUCAGCAGCGCCAUACUCCCCAUCUAUCUCAGCGAGUGUUCACCGGCCAAGUUUCGUGGUCGAAUCGUGGCAAGCUUGGUCGUACUCAUCACUGCUGGUCAAGUCUUGGCCUACUCCGUCGAUGCAGUGUUCUUCCGGGUCGAAAAAGGCUGGCGAUUCAUGUUUGGACUCGGGAGUGUCCCGGCCAUCGUGCAACUGAUCCUCGCCUUCGAUCUCGUCGAAAGUCCCACUCACCUGAUCAGUAAAGGGCGGAUUCCGGUGGCCAGGAAGACGCUCAAAUCGAUCUAUCCUCGAUCAAGCGAAGCGUCCAUUCAGCGAAGGAUCGAGCGCAUCGAACGUGAAGUCUCGAACCCGAAUCGUGGAGGCGACGAUGAGCUGGCGAAGGCCCGAAGCUGGAAUCCAAGGGGGUUGAUCGAAGCGAAGAACGAGUUCAUCGAACUGAUCUGGCGGGACCGAGCGAACCGAAGGGCUUUGGUUCUUGCGAUUGGGCUUCAAGCCAUUCAACAGGCGACGGGGUUCAAUUGUCUGAUGUACUAGUCAGUUCUCGUGACGUAGUGUUCCGUGGUGUCCAAACUGUCGUGCCAACUGUCGUGCCAACUGACCGAACUUGUUUUUCAACGUAGUUCGGGCAAGAUUCUACAAGCUGCGCAUUUCUCCAACCCCGCCUCCUUCGCCAUGAUCGUCGCCAUGACGAAUUUGUGAGUCUUAUAGGACCCAUGGAGUGUCCUUCAAUUUCAAGCUGAAUGCGGUGGCAUUCCACAGUGUAUGCACCAUCAUAGCAUUGCGCCUCAUCGAUCGUCUUGGCCGUCGACCCCUCUUGCUCCGGACACUUUUAGGAAUGGGCGCCGGCAUGCUCGUGCUGGGAGUAUCCUUCUUCUUCAUCCCCAAGAGUACGACAACCGCGUCAACACGUAUUGUUGGCGAGCGGCCUGGUGUGGCUGCCUGGUUUGCGCUAGUUGGUAUGGCAAUCUUUACGAGCAAUUACGCUCUGGGGGUGGGAAACGUUGCUUGGGUCGUGCAGAGCGAGGUCAGUUCGAUAGAAUGCAUGUCGUGACACGAUCGUGGAUGCUGAACAAGCUUCGUCUUUCGUCAGGUGUUUUCGCAUGAGCUGAGAGGGAUUGGAACAAGUUUAGCUACUGGUGAGUUUUCGACGAGUGGCCGCACGUCCAGGAUUUCAUGCCCUAACCACCGGAAGCGCACUCGGGAUCGUUUGUUAGCUACAAAUGUGAGUCCCAAGGGUGUGGUACGGAUGUAGACCAUUGAGUUAUCCAGCGCUGACCUAUGAUCCCACCCUUUGAUGAGCGCAGUGGUCUGCGAACCUCAUCGUCGCUUCGACGUAUCUACACUUGGCCCAACUCAUCACUCCCGGAGGCGCGUUCUUGCUCUUCGCCGUGAUCUCAUUGGCAGGCUUCCUAUUCGCGUACUGGCUCUUGCCUGAGACGAAAGGACUCGCUUUGCACGAGAUCAAGGCCCUAUUCGAGGAUCCUGGUCGAGGAGGAAUGGCAACCCACGAUGAAGAGCAGUCGGGUAGGAGGGGCCAAAGUCGGUACGAGAGGAUCGAGACGAGCGGUGAUGUGUGA